CGCUUCGUCUUUGACCUUCCGGAGGGCACCUCGUCGGGCCUCACCGUCGCGAGCGCUCUCGUCUGCAAGGCGUCCAAGGAGGGCGAGUGCGUCAACGACAAGGGCAAGCCCGUCAUCCGCCCGUACACGCCCGUCACGGCGCCCGACGUCGAGGGCAAGCUCGAGCUCCUCAUCAAGCACUACAAGGGCGGCGCCUUUACCGAGCACAUCUUCGGCCUCAAGGCGGGUGACUCGGUCGCCAUGAAGGGCCCGAUCCCCAAGCACCCGUGGAAGGCCAACGAGUUCGAGUCGGUCGGCUUCAUCGUCGGCGGUUCGGGCGUCACGCCGGCGUGGCAGAUCCUCCAGGCGAUCGACGCCAACCCGCAGGACAAGACCAAGGCGACUCUCAUCUUUGCCAACGUCACCGAGGAGGACAUUCUCCUGCGCAAGGAGUUCGAGGACCUCGCCGCCCGCAAGCCCGAGCAGUUCCAGGUCCACUUUGUCCUCGACAAGCCGCCUUCGGGCUGGAAGGGCCCGACCGGCUACGUCAAUUCGGAGGUCGUCAAGGAGGCGUUCAAGAAGUUCAACACGACGCCCGAGUCGAACGUCAAGAUCUUUGUCUGCGGCCCGCCGGGCCAGGUCAAGGCCAUCUGCGGCCCGAAGAAGUCGAUGAAGGACCAGGGCGAGCUCACUGGCACGCUCGCAGAGCUGCAGUACAAGAAGGAGCAGGUG
Molecule: messenger RNA, 711 nt
Organism: Rhodotorula graminis WP1
Lineage: Eukaryota; Fungi; Basidiomycota; Microbotryomycetes; Sporidiobolales; Sporidiobolaceae
Exons: 7
Biological process (GO): ergosterol biosynthetic process
Molecular function (GO): cytochrome-b5 reductase activity, acting on NAD(P)H
Source: RefSeq, a predicted model, not a curated record